AUGUGCUUCAUCACCUUACAUUCCCUGCCAUCCUUUCUUCAGUUGGAGUCCUGCACCCCCCGGUUACGGAGGAGGCAUAUACCUAUUCGCCGUUGGAUAGCGCAGGUGCUGGUCCUCACCUUCAGCUCACUCCUCAACAAUUGGGCAUUUGCAUACCAUGUCCCCCUGCCAGUACAGAUCGUGUUUCGCUCAGCAGGUUUAGCUGUAUCAAUGCUCUUUGGCUUUAUCUUUUUCAAAAGGCGAUAUUCGCUGUACCAAAUUGCUGCUGUAGCCUUUGUCUCCCUGGGUGUCCUCUUGGCGACGUUCUCACGCCCUUCGUCGUCUUCUAGCUCGGACGACCCGGCGGAGUUUGGCAGAUAUUUACUGGGGGUAGCCAUGAUGACCACCUCUCUGAUUCUCACCGGCGUGCUUGGGAUGCUCCAGGAGAGCACCUACAGCAAGUUUGGACCUCACUGGAGGGAGGGAGUAUUUUACACACACCUGUUGUCUCUACCAAUAUUCGUGUUCUUGAUACCUGACGUCAAGCACGGAUUCGUGAGCUUGUCCUCGCAUACUGCAUCGGUGACAUCAAGUGCGGCCUCGCCUAUAACACACUGGGCAACAACCUACGCGCCUUACAUUGUGCUGGCCGCGAACCUCGUUACGCAGCUCAUUUGCGUCUCGGCCGUGAAUCAGUUGACUUCACGGGUCACAUCCGUGACGACCAACCUCGUAUUAACGGCACGCAAAGCCAUCAGCUUGUGUCUGAGCGUAUGGUGGUUUGGAAACGGAUUCAAUGCCCAGCUGGGCCUAGGCGCGGGGAUGGUAUUCGCAGGAUCCCUACUGUACACGACAGAUACGCGAGAGAAGCGGCCAACGGAAGAGCGACGAUGGUAUAACUAUGGGACAGUCCCAGCCAACGACGAGCAGAAGGACUUCGGAGGAUACAACGAAGCGAAGGGACAUGGGGGGGUAACCAACUGUAUCGGUCAGGAACUAAUCCGGCGACUGAAGACGAGGGAAGGCGGGGGAUAAGAUGUGGGCGAACACGGGUUAAAGGUGGGAUAAUACCAUGUCCAUCCGAAGAACGAGGCACGAUUCGCAGGCGGUAUCGACGUGAAGAGCGUAAAGAGACGUGAACAGGAUAUCGUGGGGCAUGGCGUGCAUGAGCGCAAGUGGGUUAUUGCAAUCGGAGAUGAUGGGAAUAUAGAUUCGUGAAGAUCGGUUGCACCGUGGGACCAGAAGACAUUCCGGCACGGCACCUAGAUGUAGACAGCCAGGUCCAUCCAAAGGAUGAGCGAUCUACUGCGUCGAGAGCUAGCGCAGCAGGACCCGUCACAGGCGAGCCGAUAUACGCGUCAUAUAUCCUUCUCAGAGACGUAUUGGUUCAUCUGGGGGUUGACAGGCGUGACUGGUGUCGCUGGCACGUCGACAUCGUAGCCAUCGUAUGAGCGGCCCCUGUGUUUCAAAGCAUAGUCCUCUUGGGUACCGUCGUUUGCGAUCGUCAUCGGGGUAACUGGACGCGACG
Messenger RNA from Postia placenta MAD-698-R-SB12, 1507 nucleotides. RefSeq lists its product as hypothetical. The record is from RefSeq and is a predicted model, not a curated record. Gene Ontology annotation, molecular function: UDP-N-acetylglucosamine transmembrane transporter activity. The coding region runs from base 1 to 1014 and encodes 337 amino acids. Gene Ontology annotation, cellular component: Golgi membrane; endoplasmic reticulum membrane. The transcript is spliced from 6 exons. Gene Ontology annotation, biological process: transmembrane transport. Lineage: Eukaryota; Fungi; Basidiomycota; Agaricomycetes; Polyporales; Adustoporiaceae.